Daphnia pulicaria is the source of this 1211-nucleotide messenger RNA. RefSeq names its product protein prenyltransferase alpha subunit repeat-containing protein 1-like (gene temp). Lineage: Eukaryota; Metazoa; Arthropoda; Branchiopoda; Diplostraca; Daphniidae. Gene Ontology annotation, biological process: protein prenylation. Bases 89 to 1135 code for a protein of 348 amino acids. Gene Ontology annotation, cellular component: cytoplasm. The record is from RefSeq and is a predicted model, not a curated record. The transcript is spliced from 2 exons. Gene Ontology annotation, molecular function: protein prenyltransferase activity.
CUACUCUGGGCAAUAAUCGAUGAUGCAGUCGAAAAAAGAAAAAGAAAAAAUUGAGAAUUUAACGGCCGUUUUUGACAGAUUUUGAAGGAUGCAGCGAGAUCCUUCCGACUACAAGAAAAUGGCUCACGAUCCUUACUGUUUAGAAGAAAGGAUAAUAUCAGAUCUUCAAGCUGUUAUGAAAAAAGAUCCCAACUUAGAGGAGUUUGAUGUUGUUCCAGUGACAGAAGCCAAAAAUCGAUCACCAAUCAUCCAUAUUUCUCACAAUCUUGGAAUUGAAGUUUGGUGUGUAAAGACGGUUUUCAUGUACUGCUAUGAAAACAGUUUCAAAUUGGAUCCCAUGUGGAAAAAGGAGUAUUUGAGGUUGGAAAGAUACACAAGAAUGGCAUUAUUGCUUAAUCCCAACAUAGCUACAUUGUGGAACACGAGAAAGAGAUUGAUUGCCAAUCAUCUCUUGGAUGGCGAUUGUGAUUUCCUGCUCAGCAAAUUAGUACUAAGUCAAAAGCCCAAAUGCGUUGAAGCACUAUCUCACAGGCGUUGGCUACUCCAGCAAGUGUCUUUAGACCCACAAUGGGUGGAGACAGAAUUAUCUCUGUGUGAUAGGCUCUCCAGUCGCAUGAAAUGCAACUACCACGCUUGGUCUCACAGACAGUGGGUGUAUUCUCAAUCCCUCAAGCUGCAAGGCUUCAAUCUCAAUCUGUGGGCGUCUGAAUUCGAGAUUUCUGACGUUUGGACAAAGUUUCACUUGUCCGACCAUAGCGGUUGGCAUUAUCGAAAAUUCCUCCUUGAUCAUUUCAGGCAAAAUUUAGGCAAAAUUGAACAGAACAUGGACAUCGCCCGGAAGGUAUUGGGCGACUCAACCGGUACAGCUACAUCUUCCCAGCUCUACAUGAACCUGCUGAACGAAGAACUGCAAAAGAACCAAGAUUUGAUCUUAAGUUUCAACGCCCAUGAAACGUUGUGGUACUAUCGUCGAUUCCUUUUGCAAGCCGGGACAAUAGAUCAUUCAGAGAGUCUCUUCAUCGAAAAGUGUUGUAAUCCCGCUAAAAGUAAUUGCAACUCCGCCAACAAUGUCGACGCCAUUCAAAUGAGAUAUUUGGAGCAUCAUCGACGAUGGCUGUCUGAUUUCUGUUUGUAAAAUUUGAUUAAUGCUGCUGAUUUAGGAUCCGUUUGUUGUGUAUAAAGGUUGCUAUAAUAAAAACCAUCAUCCAAGA